AUGUCCGGCGGCGACGUCUCCCGCGUCCUCUCGGUGCACCGUGGCCCCGUCCGCCGCCUCUCCCUCGGCUGGCGCAGCUGGAGCGGCAACUACCCCGACCUCGACGCCUGGCUCCGGUUCCCCGCGCUCGACGGCCUGCAGGAGCUCGAGCUCUGGCACGGGUUCACGCACCCGGCGCCAAUGCCGCCGGCCGCGUUCCGGCUGUCGGCCUCCCUCCGCGGCCUCGGCCUCAGCGGCGGCGUCAGCAACUUUUGCGGCGGCGAGUUCGUCUUAUUCCCAGCGGAGGACGUGGACAGGCUCCACUUCCCCCACCUCGAGCAGCUCACGAUGAAGUGCGUCGACAUUGCCGAGACCGUGCUCCACGCCCUGCUGUCCAAAUGCCCCGUGCUUGAGAGCUUGGUGCUCAGCCAAAAUGAGGGUUUCCAUCGCCUCCGGAUCAGCUCCCCUACCCUUAGUAGCCUUGGGGUUUCGGAUGACCGCGAAGAGCUCUGGGAUCUUGAGAGGCUGAAAGAAGUCGUCAUCGAGGAUGCCCCUCUCCUGGAAAGGUUCUUCAUCAGGCAUUCGGAAGAGGGAGAUGGAGAUGCAUUCGCCGGCUCGCCGCCAUGGCGGCGGUUCCUGGAGCCAAGAAAGCGAGGGUGCAGCCGGCCGGCGGCGCGCGGCAGCCAACAUCCACCAGCGAAGCACCGGAACCGCGGUCCCGACCUCAUCAGUAACCUCCCGGACGCCAUCCUCGCCACCAUCAUCUCCCUCCUCCCCACCGACGACGGCGCCCGCACGCAAGCCCUCGCCACCCGGUGGCGCCACCUCUGGCGCUCCGCCCCCCUCAACCUCUGCGACGACGACCUCGUCGGCUAUGACGACCUCUGUGGCCUCGAGGAGCACGGCUGGAUCGCCGAUCUCGUCUCCCGCGUCCUCUUCGCUCACCGGGGCCCCGUCCGCCGCCUCUCCCUCGUCUCCCACAGGUACCCCGAUCUGGACGGCUGGCUCCGGUCCCCCGCGGUCGACAACCUCGAGGAGCUCGAGCUAUGGGACGGCUUCGCGCCGACCGCGCUGCCGCCGGCCGCGUUCCGGUUCUCGUCCUCCCUCCGCGCCCUCAGCGUCAGCGCCGGCCGCGAGGUAGUCGUCAAUUUCCCCGCCGAAGAUGUCGAUAGGUUCCAUUUCCCCCACCUCAAGCAUCUCACGAUCCGGUGCGUCGAGAUCGACGAGAGCUCGCUCCACACACUCUGCUGUCCAAAAUGGGGGCUCCCGAUGCGUCCGAAUCAGGUCCCGAACCCUUAAAAGCUUUGGUGUAUCUGUCGUGGGCAAUGAGCCGAUUGUUGGUCAAAGGCUGGAACAGGUGAUCAUCGAGGAUGCCCCUCUCCUACAGAGGCUAUUCCUCCGGCAUGCAGAAGAUGGCCUAUCAGUCCGGGUAUCUGGGG
This is a messenger RNA of Panicum hallii, 1418 nucleotides long. RefSeq lists its product as uncharacterized. The record is from RefSeq and is a predicted model, not a curated record. Gene Ontology annotation, molecular function: protein binding. NCBI's taxonomy places the organism in Eukaryota, Viridiplantae, Streptophyta, Magnoliopsida, Poales, Poaceae. The coding region runs from base 1 to 1278 and encodes 425 amino acids. The transcript has 2 exons.